GUCUGCCCAUCACAGCUGCUGUCUGGGCAGGAGCUCUGCCACACAGAGCCCCUCUCCACUCCUCUCCUGUCUCCUUCACUGCUACUGUCUUGAUAUUGCAUAGGAAUGGAGGCUGUUGGCCAUCCUGCAGAUGUGCAGGCCUCUAACAGUGCCCCCACAGUGGAUGUCACCCCAGACCUUACUGAGGAUCUCAGUAAGCAGUUAGAGGACAUUAUCAGCUCCUACCAGGAGGCUGAGAUGCCAGCUGAGUCUGAGGAACUGGAGGAAGAGGCAGUAACAGACAUAAAAGAGCCUGACAGGGCCAAGGACCAGAAAAUGGGGAAAAAAAUGCUUAAAGGUCUUGGGAAGGAGGCCAUGCUCCUUAUGCAAAGUCUGAACAAACUUGGUACCCCAGAUCAGAAACUCGAAGCCCUCAUCAAGAAGCAUGCUGAGCUGCUGGAAGAGCAUCGCUCUGAGCAGAAGGAGCUAAAGAUGCUCCAGAAGAAAGUCCUGCAGGUUCUGAAAGAGAAAGACCAGCUGCAGAGUGAGCAUAGCCGAGCAGUACUGGCUCGCAGCAAACUGGAGGGGCUGUGCAGAGAGCUGCAGCGACACAACAAGACCCUCAAGGAGGAGACCCUGCAGCGAUGCCGUGAGGAUGACCAGAAGAGGAAGGAGAUCACCACUCACUUCCAGAACACACUUACAGACAUACAAGCUCAGAUCGAAGAGCACAGCAGCCGCAACAACAAACUGUGCCAGGAGAACAGUGACCUUGCAGAGAAGCUGAAGGGCCUCAUAACUAAAUAUGACCAGCGAGAGGCGAAUCUGGAGAAAGUGUUCAAGCACAGAGACUUACAGCAGAAGCUACUGGAAACAAAACUUACUCAGGCAAAUGCAAUGCUAAAACAGGCAGAAGAUAAACACAAGCUAGAAAAAGCACAUUUACUGAAACAAACGGCUGAGGCUAAACUGCAGGUGACACUUCUAAAAGAACAGGAGAAUGACAUGAAGGCCCAGCUUACUCUUUAUUCUGAGAAGUUUGAUGAAUUCCAAGGAGCUGUGUCGAAGAGCAAUGGAGUGUAUGCCACUUUCAGACAAGACAUAGAUAAAAUGUCGAAGAAAAUGAAAAAGCUAGAGAAAGAAGCAAACACUUGGAAAUCACACUUUGAAGGCUGCAAUAAAGCUCUUGUGGAAAUGGUUGCAGAAAAAGCCCUGAGGGAGAAAGAGUUUGAGCUCUUCACUCUGAAGACCCAAAAACUUGAGAAGCUCUGCAGGGCGCUACAGGAUGAGAGGAAAAAUCUCUACCAGAAGCUUCAGGAGACCCAACUGACUGGGGCAGCAGAGGACACAAUGACCAAAGAAGAGGUAACAGAAGAAACCAAAGCAAUCUAUCUGGAGCAAGAGACCACUGCAGGCACAGGGAAUAAACCCACUGCUACUGCAGCACCUCUUACUAAAGAUCCUGCUAAUCUGAAGGCAGAAAAGGCAGUACUUCAAGAAUUAGCAGCAUCUUUUCUCAUCUUGAAUGUUCCUGAGCAGCCCAUUUUACCUGCAGAGGCUAUUGGGGUUUCAGAACACCCUGGAAGCACAGACUCUACACUGGAGCAAAGAGAACAUACUGAGUUGCACCCUGAUGAAGAGAUUGACCCACCUACAGAAACAUGGUCUGAUGACAAUCAAGCAAUUAGAGACAAAGAUAUGGAGACAGUUGACUAAAUGUUGUAUGUCAGUGAGAAUUGUUACACUGUUAGUCAUGAGCUCAAACAAUUUAAGCAACAUGCUAAAUAAACCAUUCUCAUUUGACAAAUAAAUAUGUUGCCCAAGUUGUUAUGGAAACAAAAAUAAAGUGAUUUCUAUCAUUUC
Electrophorus electricus (electric eel) is the source of this 1842-nucleotide messenger RNA. It is a transcript of the gene txlnbb, whose product is annotated as taxilin beta b. Gene Ontology annotation, molecular function: syntaxin binding. The record is from RefSeq and is a predicted model, not a curated record. Lineage: Eukaryota; Metazoa; Chordata; Actinopteri; Gymnotiformes; Gymnotidae.